GAAUAUCAUUCACCGUCUGAACUGUUGGUGACAGUACAUUUGUUUUUAAAAUAGUUAAGGCAUAAAAUUUACAAAUUUAUAGUAUUCAAUCGAAAUUUCGUGCCAAAUUCGAAUUAAAAUCGUCAGUGUGUCAUUUAUUUUAUGAAGUCUAAUUAAGAAGUUUAAGUUUUACCCAGAAAACAACUGAGUAGAAAAGAAAAAAAAAAGCGAAGCAAAAUGAUGGAUCAAAACGGUAUGUACGCCGAGGAGUAUGGCGAGAAUGGUUACAUGGAACAGGAAGAAGAGUGGGAACGUGAAGGAUUAUUAGAUCCAGCAUGGGAAAAGCAACAAAAGAAGACCUUCACUGCUUGGUGCAACAGUCAUUUAAGAAAAGCUGGAACAGGCAUUGAAAGCAUUGAAGAUGACUUCCGUAAUGGUCUCAAACUUAUGCUUUUACUCGAAGUCAUAUCUGGUGAAACGCUGCCAAAGCCAGAUCGCGGUAAAAUGCGUUUCCACAAGAUCGCAAACGUCAACAAAGCUUUGGAUUUCAUUGCAUCAAAAGGUGUUAAACUUGUUUCAAUCGGAGCUGAAGAAAUCGUUGAUGGAAAUCUGAAGAUGACUCUUGGAAUGAUUUGGACCAUCAUUUUAAGAUUUGCCAUUCAAGAUAUCUCUGUUGAGGAAAUGACAGCCAAAGAGGGACUUUUGUUGUGGUGUCAACGUAAAACUGCUCCAUAUAAGAAUGUCAAUGUGCAAAACUUCCACCUCAGUUUCAAGGACGGUUUAGCUUUUGCUGCUUUGAUCCAUAGACAUCGACCAGAUUUGAUCGAUUAUUCAAAACUUUCAAAGGACAAUCCUUUGGAAAAUUUGAAUACUGCAUUCGAUGUUGCUGAGAAAUAUUUGGACAUCCCUCGCAUGUUGGAUCCAGAUGAUUUGAUCAAUACUCCAAAACCGGAUGAAAGAGCGAUUAUGACUUAUGUGUCAUGCUACUACCAUGCUUUCCAAGGCGCUCAACAGGCUGAAACAGCUGCUAAUCGUAUCUGUAAGGUACUUAAGGUCAAUCAAGAAAAUGAGAGACUAAUGGAAGAGUAUGAGCGUCUUGCAAGUGAUUUGCUUGAAUGGAUUCGUCGCACUAUGCCAUGGUUGGCAUCACGUCAUUCUGACAGUACUUUGGCUGGUGUGCAAAAGAAACUUGAAGAAUAUCGUACAUAUCGUCGUAAACACAAACCUCCACGUGUUGAACAAAAAGCAAAACUCGAAACAAACUUCAACACUUUGCAAACGAAGCUUCGUUUAUCAAAUCGUCCCGCUUACAUGCCAACAGAAGGUAAAAUGGUGUCGGACAUUGCCAAUGCAUGGAAAAGCUUGGAAUUAGCUGAAAAAGCUUUUGAAGAGUGGCUUUUGGCUGAGACAAUGCGUCUCGAACGACUUGAGCAUUUGGCUCAGAAGUUCAAGCACAAGGCUGACACGCAUGAAGAAUGGACACGCGGUAAAGAAGAAAUGCUUCAAUCACAAGAUUUCCGCAGUUGUCGUUUGUAUGAAUUGAAGGCUCUCAAGAAGAAGCACGAAGCUUUCGAAUCCGAUUUAGCUGCACAUCAAGAUCGUGUUGAACAGAUUGCAGCAAUUGCUCAAGAACUUAACACACUUGAAUAUCAUGAUUGUGUUUCAGUUAAUGCCCGUUGUCAACGAAUCUGUGACCAGUGGGAUCGUCUUGGUGCAUUGACACAACGUCGUCGUCAAGCUUUAGACGAUUCUGAACGAGUCUUGGAGAAAAUCGAUUUACUUCAUCUUGAAUUCGCUAAACGUGCAGCUCCAUUCAAUAACUGGUUGGAUGGUGCACGCGAAGAUUUAGUUGACAUGUUUAUUGUACACACAAUGGAAGAGAUUCAAGGUCUCAUUACUGCCCAUGAUCAAUUCAAGGCAACAUUGGGUGAAGCAGAUAAGGAAUAUAAUUUGAUUGUUGGGUUGGUUCGUGACGUUGAAGGUUUGGUCAAUCAAUAUCAAAUCGCAAAUGGAUUGGACAAUCCAUACACAACACUUACAGCUCGCGACUUAACAUCGAAAUGGUCUGAUGUUAAGACUUUGGUACCAGCUCGUGACCAAACACUUGCCAUGGAAUUGAGAAAACAACAAAAUAAUGAAAUGUUACGUCGCCAAUUUGCUGAGAAAGCAAAUAAUGUUGGACCAUGGAUUGAGAAGCAAAUGGAUGCUGUUACUGCUAUUGGAAUGGCAAUAAGUGGAUCAUUGGAAGAACAAUUGCAUCGUUUGAAGGAAUACGAGCAAGCUGUUUAUGCUUACAAACCGCAUAUUGAAGAGCUUGAAAAGAUUCAUCAAGCAGUUCAAGAAUCAAUGAUCUUUGAGAAUCGUUACACCAACUACACAAUGGAGACACUCCGUGUUGGAUGGGAACAGUUAUUGACAUCUAUCAACAGAAAUAUCAAUGAGGUGGAAAAUCAAAUACUUACACGUGACUCAAAGGGAAUAACACAAGAACAGUUGACAGAAUUCCGUUCAAGUUUCAAUCAUUUUGACAAAAAUCGCACUGGACGUUUGGCACCUGAAGAAUUUAAGUCAUGUUUGGUAUCAAUUGGAUAUUCAAUCGGAAAGGAUAGACAAGGUGAACUUGAUUUCCAACGCAUUUUGGCUGUUGUUGAUCCAAAUAGCACUGGUUUCGUUCACUUUGAUGCCUUCCUUGAUUUUAUGACACGCGAAAACACCGACACAGAUACUGCAGAGCAGGUCAUUGAUUCAUUCAGAAUUUUGGCCUCCGAUAAGCCAUAUAUUCUUCCUGAUGAGUUACGUCGGGAAUUGCCACCAGACCAGGCCGAAUACUGUAUCCAAAGAAUGCCACCUUAUAAGGGACCAGGAGCCGGUCCAGGCGCUCUUGAUUACAUGUCUUUCAGUACAGCACUUUAUGGUGAAUCUGAUUUGUAAACUCACAUACCAACUUUUUAAUCUCUUAUUUAAAACAAACACAAUAAGCAAAGAAGAAGAAAAGUUGGACAUGAACAUACGCCACUAUACAGCAAAUCAGUUUAUUAAUUGCAAAAAAAAAGUUAUUUUUAUAUAUGAUACGAAAGAAAACCGAGCAUGAAAAAAUUUAUAAACUUCAUUUAACUACAAAGAAAAUUAUCAAGCAAUACUUGAAAAAGAAAUGCUAAAGGACUUUAAUCCUUUUUCCCCACUAUAUGACUACCAGAAUAUAUCCAAUUUAGUGUAGUGUUUUUUUUCUUUCUCAUUUGCUUUAAUCGCUUUUUCUUGAUUCUUCUUCCAUAUAAUUCAAAGUGAAAAAUCUUAAUAAAGGUGAACAUAAGAAAAAUUUUAUUUCCUUCAUCACGGCAGCUUUCUUUUCAUCAAUUCUUCUGUUUUAAUUGGAAGAAGAUCAUCUCGUCGUGUUUUUUGUUAGAUUUAUAAAUGCUUUUCAUAAUUAUUUUAUUUUGUGUUAAACAGAAAAAAAUUAUUUUUUUUCUUUGCGUAACAAUGAAUCAAUCGGUCGUAAUAUGAGAAAAAAGUUCGCGUUUCAGACAUUAUCGAACCCAACAUGAUGAUAAUCUGCUGGUGUUUUAUGGACAGUUAAUCCUCAAAAUAUUAUCAGUCUUAUUUUCGAAAUAUCUUCUUUUUUUAAUUCACAGUUUGCCAACAUAUUCGAAAAAAAAUGAACAGAUAUUUCAAAUCAUUUGAAAUUUAUAUUUGUAAGCAAAUACAAACGAUGAAUAAAAUAUUUUUAAAGUGAAAAA
This is a messenger RNA of Clunio marinus, 3713 nucleotides long. NCBI's taxonomy places the organism in Eukaryota, Metazoa, Arthropoda, Insecta, Diptera, Chironomidae. The record is from the annotation of a GenBank genome assembly.